CUCACUAUCUUCAGUGUGAAUCUGACAGGCUCCCAGCACAGCCCGAAUGCUUCUUCUAUUUUUAGAGACAGCUGUAAAGCUGUAGUCAAGAACUGCUUACAUAAUCUUGUAAGAAAUGACAGCGAAGCACAAUGGCAUAUUUUGACCUUUGGCAUCAGAUAAGUAAUUGGAAGAUUAAGUUAAUUUUUAUUCAAGCAGGGAGCCUCUCUUGUGAGCUUCUGUACCAUCACACCCUCGUUAGAGCGCACAGGCGCCGUUCGGAAAUAGGGCUUGGCUUGCUGCUUGGUGGCCUCCUCACCUGAGGGCAGACCACACUGCUGUUCUCCAUAGAUGCCAAGCAACGUGUGGUGUGUACCAGCCUUUGUGGGCCUGCUUGUGUGAGAGGAGAGGACCCUUCUCUCCGUGGUGAUAUCCCAGUGAGGCUGCAAAGGAUUGGAAAGCGCACCCAGAAAAUGCUUCUGCUACUGUGCAGCUGAGGAGCCGCUUCCAGCGAGCGCCGUGGUGGAGUGUAAGCCCCCCCAGUGACCUCUCCCUUUUGCUUUCAGACGCUGGGUUAUGGGCAAGUCAGAAAGCCAGAUGGACAUCACUGAGAUGAAUGCUCCCAAGCCAAAGAAGAAGCUGCGCUGGAGCGGGCUGGAGAUCGGGCUGGCCGUGGUGGUGGUGCUGCUGGCCGUGGUGGCCAUCACAAUGAUCGUCCUCUACGCCACCUACGACGAUGGGAUCUGCAAGACCUCAGACUGCAUAAAAUCAGCAGCCCGAAUCCUGGAGAACAUGGACACCACUGCAGAGCCCUGCAAGGACUUUUACCAAUAUGCCUGUGGAGGAUGGCUCAAGAGGAAUGUCAUCCCAGAAACCAGCUCCCGUUAUAGCAACUUUGACAUUUUGAGAGAUGAACUAGAAGUUGUUUUAAAAGAUGUCCUCGACACACCAAGCAGCAAUGACAUAGCAGCAGUGCAGAAGGCAAAAACUCUCUACAGAUCCUGCAUCAACGAAACUACCAUUGACAGCAGAGGUGGAAAGCCUUUAAUCAGCUUAUUGCCAAACAUGUCUGACUGGCCUGUAGCAACAACUAACUGGGAUGCUUCCUACGGCACUGCUUGGACAGCUGAGACAGCCAUUGCACAGCUCAACUCCAGAUAUGGAAAGAAGGUCCUGAUUAAUUUUUUUGUUGGCACAGAUGAUAAAAACUCCUCAGCACAUAUCAUUCAUAUUGAUCAGCCUGGGCUUGGCCUGCCUUCUCGUGACUACUACGAAUGCACUGGCGCCUACAAAGAGGCCUGUUCUGCCUAUGUGGAUUUCAUGAUCUCCGUAGCUAAGCUGAUCCUGCAAGAAAGAAAUAUUACUUACGACGAGAACGAGGUUUCUGAGCAGAUGAAGACAGUUAUGGAGCUGGAGAAGGAGAUUGCCAAUGCAACAACGAGGUCUGAAGACAGAAACGAUCCACUUCUGCUGUACAACAAAAUGACCUUGGCACAACUCCAGAACAACUUCUCCUUGGAAAUCAACCAAAAGGUAUUCAACUGGUCAAAAUUCAUCAAUGACAUCAUGUCCACGGUGCAGAUCAACGUGGAGAACACUGAAGACGUCGUCGUUUAUGAUCCAGAAUACCUCAUCAAGCUGAAGCCUAUUCUUAGCAGAUACACCCCCAGGGACCUUCAGAAUUACAUGGUCUGGCGAUUCGUCAUGGAUCUGGUCAACAGCCUGAGCCGCAGCUACAAGGACACGAGGAACGCGUUUCGGAAGGCACUCUAUGGCACCACGUCAGAAACCGCUGCCUGGCGCCGCUGCGCCAACUACGUCAACGGCAACAUGGAGAACGCGGUGGGAAGGCUCUACGUCGAGGAGGCCUUUGCUGGAGACAGCAAACAUGUGGUUGAGGAGAUGAUUGCAGACAUCCGAGAUGUCUUCAUCAAAACCCUGGAUGAACUCACCUGGAUGGAUGCAGAAACCAAAAAGAAAGCAGAACAAAAAGCCAUGGCAAUCAGAGAGAGGAUUGGUUACCCAGAUGAGAUCGUGACUGAUGACGACAAGCUGAACACUGAGUACCAGGAGUUGAACUACAAAGAAGAAGAAUAUUUUGAAAACAUCAUUCAAAAUUUGGUAUUUACCCAGAAGAAAAGGUUGAAAAAGCUCAGAGAAAAGGUGGACAAAGAGGAGUGGAUAAGUGGAGCUGCUGUGGUCAAUGCUUUUUACUCAGCAAGUAGAAAUCAGAUAGUCUUCCCUGCUGGCAUUUUGCAGCCCCCUUUCUUCAGUGCAUCCCAGCCCAAAUCUCUGAACUAUGGCGGCAUAGGCAUGGUCAUCGGUCACGAAAUCACCCACGGCUUUGAUGACAACGGCAGAAACUUCAAUGAGAAUGGAGACCUUGUAGACUGGUGGACUGAGGAAUCUGCACGGAACUUUAAGGAGCUAUCCCAGUGCAUGGUGUACCAGUAUGGAAACUUCUCCUGGGACCUAGCAGGUGGACAGCACCUGAGUGGCAUCAACACCCUAGGAGAAAACAUUGCCGAUAACGGGGGGGUGAGACAAGCGUACAAGGCCUAUGAGAACUUUGUGAGCAAGCAUGGAAAGGAAAAGCUUCUUCCUGGGCUCGAGAUGAAUCACAAGCAGCUGUUCUUCCUGAACUUUGCACAGGUGUGGUGUGGGACGUACAGACCAGAGUACGCAGUCAACUCCAUCAAAACCGACGUGCACAGCCCCGGGGAAUUCAGGGUCAUAGGAUCACUGCAAAACUCUCCAGAGUUUUCUGAAGCCUUCUCAUGCACAGAGGAGAACUACAUGGAUCCUGCUAAGAAGUGCCGCGUUUGGUGAUGAACUGCGAGCCUCCAGCAGCUUCCCAGGAAAAGAGAACUCUGGAACUACAUUUGAGCAGAAGAGGAGGGAAGAAAAGCCAGGGGAAUGUGCCAGAGUAGUCAGUGUAAUUGUCAAUAAACAAGAAAACCCAACACAAAGCAGACGUCAAACCAUCGGGCAGGGACUAACACCGCUGCAGCGAGGAGCUGCCGCAGCUGAUCAGCUGCUUCCCCUGCCCCUCAGCCCUGCAGAACCCAAGUCACUUGGCGGUGUACAGCAACACUGCACUUGUAGUUAAUCCUCUUCCCCAGCAGCCAGUGCCACUGGGGUUUGUUUUACUGCCUCUGGUCAGCGAACGCUCACUGCUGAUGGGGCAGAGGAAGGGAAUGGUGACAAACACCCAGUUGUAGCCAUCACACCGCGAUCCCCAGCGUCAGACUUUGUAACCUCUGCUGUUAUCAUCAAUCUGUCCCACCAAAUGUUUUCAUUUUUACUUGAAGCCCUUUCCACAAGAGGAGUCCAAAGACCUGCUGUAUACUUCAGUAACUUCUCACUAACAUUCUGGCCUGCAUCAUCUGGAGCCACUAAUCCCAACAGAUUAUUCACAGCUUUCUGGCCAGACUCAAACCUUAGCUAAUUUAUUCAUCUGGAACAUGUAAUCUGCCAGGUGGUGAUCAAAGAGCCUGUCAUGGGUUUCUAAGCUUUUUCUUUCCUUGCUUUCUCUCAAGUUGGUCUUUUUUAAAGUUUCUAGUAAUGUAUAAAUCAUAGUUUUUGUAUUUAAAUCUGAGCUACACUUUUGACUUGAAGCAUUGUAAUGGAUUUUAUCAGUGGCUGCACAGAUUGGAGCCGAGCACGGUGUGGGCAAUAAGACAAAGCCUGCAAACUGAGCUCUCCCAGCAGGAUGCCAAGGUGCAGGUUCCAGGCUGGCUUUGGCUGUGGUUAGGGUCUAACCCUGCAGGGAAUUUGUACACGUUUUGAUUGAUGCCAGUAAAGCUGAACAGCCGAUGGCAAAAACCAGGAGGAGCUUUAAGUGAGAAGGUAAAAAGGCUUUAAAUCUGCAGUGACAGAUAUUAAACAUCCUCCUGCAGAUUGCAAAGGAACUUAACUGCUUUGUGUAUCAAAGCAAACUGAUUUCCAAACCAAGUACCAGAUACCUCAGAUGACUGCUGCAAUAGGUCUGUUUAAGCACCUAUGUCCUCUCUGCUUCCUGAGUUUGUCAUCUGAUAAAAAGCGUUUUGAUAAUAAACUGAACUGAUGAGCCAAA
Messenger RNA from Pogoniulus pusillus (Red-fronted tinkerbird), 4054 nucleotides. RefSeq names its product membrane metalloendopeptidase (gene MME). NCBI's taxonomy places the organism in Eukaryota, Metazoa, Chordata, Aves, Piciformes, Lybiidae. Gene Ontology annotation, biological process: amyloid-beta clearance; protein processing. Gene Ontology annotation, cellular component: plasma membrane. The record is from RefSeq and is a predicted model, not a curated record. The transcript is spliced from 22 exons. Gene Ontology annotation, molecular function: metalloendopeptidase activity. The coding region runs from base 556 to 2808 and encodes 750 amino acids.